Molecule: messenger RNA, 5778 nt
Organism: Talaromyces rugulosus
Lineage: Eukaryota; Fungi; Ascomycota; Eurotiomycetes; Eurotiales; Trichocomaceae
Exons: 8
Coding region: 1-5778 (1925 amino acids)
Biological process (GO): maturation of 5.8S rRNA from tricistronic rRNA transcript (SSU-rRNA, 5.8S rRNA, LSU-rRNA); maturation of LSU-rRNA from tricistronic rRNA transcript (SSU-rRNA, 5.8S rRNA, LSU-rRNA)
Cellular component (GO): nucleolus
Source: RefSeq, a predicted model, not a curated record
AUGGCGCGCUCUCCUUCUCCAGGCCAUAGAAACAAGAGGCGGAGGAUAUCGCUAGAAGAGCCUUCUGCGCCGACCAGCACUGCCAUCGAGAUAUCGUCUCGCCAGCAGCUGCAGGACUUGCUAUUUCCUCAGCAAACUCCCCACGAGGCACACCGAGGGAUCAACGUAUUCAAGGAAUUCCUAACAUCACUCGACCAGUCAGAAGCAGAUCGCGAAACUGCCCGGAAGCUUCAAAUCCUCAAGGAUUACUGUGACUCGCAAACACCCCAGAAAGAAGAUGCCGUGUGUUUCCCAGAUCUCCUUCAAACAUGGAGCCUUGCGGAAAACAACAAUCAUGAGAACCUUCUGGUGAUGGUGCCUUCGGUACUGGCUCUGUUUCUCAAGGCCGUUUCCACCCAACUCGAGUUCCGGGACUUUGGCAUCGCGCUGUGCAAGAGUCUACUGCACAAGGACCAAUUGCGCUUGUUCAACCGCCAUUUGACAGCACCGAAGGCAAAAGAGCAUCUGCUAUCUCCUUGUAUCCGACUGCUUACGGAGGUUGUCAGCUUUGAUGGCGGCGUCGCAGCUCGUCUCGUCCAUGCCAAGCGGGACAUUACCUACAAACGACUGGAACAAUUCUUGACACCCAACAAGAAUCAACUGGAAGAUGACUCGACUCAGUCCAAGAAGAAGUCUACCCUGCGACGAAACGCUAUGCGCUAUGUCUUGGCGAAUAUGCGGUUCUUGCAAGGCCCUGCCAAGAGCGACUUCAUCGAACAGCACAAAAUCAUCCGGGCUUUCUUGGAGUUUAUUCGACGUGAUACCCGCGAUAUUGUAAUAGACGUUAUUAGGGCCAUUGACCGAGACGUCGCUCACGACUCUUCUAUUGCUCGAAUCACCAAGACAAGGUUCUUCAAUAGAUGGAACUUGGAGCGGCUAGUGACUCUCUAUGGAUACGACAAAGAUUUAGACGCCGAAGAAUCAGAUGUUUCGAUUCCGAAUGAGAUACACAAACUUUUGUUACAGAUCUGCACGGUCCCAGAAAUGGGAGUGUUGCUUCCGCAAAACGGCUGGUAUCCGUCGUCGUCAAGGGACUCCGACGCCCCGACGGCCGAGGAUGAGGAUUCUAUUGAUUUGGGCUUGGAUGCCCCGUUUCACCAAGAAAAAUACAAAGAGGCUAUUCCAGUACGAAAUGGAAUUUUAUCGGCGCUCACCCAGGCCCUACGCCCCGAGUCCGACACACUGCAAACAGAAUUGUUACUUGAAGUAUUCAAAUCCGCACCAGAGCUUGUUGCAGAUUUCUUUACCAAAAGAGUCAUGUUUACUGCAGAGCCCAAAGCUACGCCAGCAUGGCUAGGUGAAUCAGCGUUUCUCUUCUCUACCGUUCAAUUGCCAGUUCCUGCCAAAUGUGGCUGGAAAGGGAACUCAGUCGCACUGCCGCCACCAAUUUCCAUUGUAGCCGACAAUAUAUUGCCUCGUCCACUGAGCCAGAAAAUGUUGACGAGAUGUCUGCUUCAGAAUACCGACCCAAUCGUUACGUUGUUUGCUGUUCGCCUUUUGACAGCCGCUUUCCGCAAGCUUCGUGUUGUUCUGAAAAUGUUUGAUAGUGACCAUGGUCGCUCCCAGCCCUUUUGGGAUCAGGCGUUACAGAAACUAGUCUUGGAAUUUUGCGAGCGUUGUCCCUCGAUUAAAGAUGUCAUUCUUACAUUCAAGCGAACACCGAAAGAAGAUAUUAACCAGCAAGAAGCAGUCAUGGAACUGCUCUUCAUGUACCACGACGUGGUCCCAUCAGUUGCGUGCGAGGAGAACUUUGACGUCACCAUCGUCAUGGUCGACAUCCUCAAACAAUUGGAAGAUUCCAGCUUGUCUGAUGAGGAUUCGACUGCAGCCUUGAGCUUAUUACAGAGCACUCUACAUGUCGCGCAUCGCUCGGCAUCCAUGCGCUGGUGGCAACAACCAGCAUCUUUCCAGUUCUCUGCUUUUACAUGCAUCUUGAAAGUCCUAGUUACCACCCCUGACAUGAAUGCUAUGAAACAAAUUCGUGAAUUACUCCAAGUUGUGUUGGUGGAGAAUUCCAUUUUGACGAAUUCGAAUGCUUCAUUUGAUGCCUUGGCACUCAGCCUGAGGGACUCUGAUCCGGACAGCUUGCUUUCACGGCUGCAAUUUCUAGAUAACUGCCUAUGCCGCAUCGCGAAGAAACCGGUCCACUACGAGGACCUGGUUACGUCCUUGCUUGAUGGUCGCGAGGAAGGCUUGAGUGCUCUGGUUGCAACGGUAAACGAGCAAUGGCCUUUUGUGCUCAAAAGUAAAGAUUCAUCGAAAGAGGAAUCCAUCGCCUCCUGGUUAGCCUCGUUGCUUCGACAUCUAAAGGUGGCUGGCGAAGACAAGACUGCACUGAAAACCGUGCGGGACAAUCUUUCUGAGCUUUCAGAGUCGAAGAAGACUCGAUCCAUUUUCAAGAAAGCAUUCAAAGGCGGCGAUGAAACGGAGCAGCAGGACGAGGAAAUGCCUGAUGCUGACGUCAAACAGCAGACACAUGCACAUGCCAAGUCACCGGCUGACCUGCUAGAUAUCUUCGGCAUGCUUCCAGUUGAAAGCAGAAACCAUACGGAGCUGUACAAGUGGGAAAAUGACGAGAUGGACGUCGCCAUCGAGCAGGGGCAGAUCAGAGAUUUGGUGUUGUGUUUGUGCUCAGAAUACGAAGAAAUCCGACGUCAAGCAUUCACAGUUCUCACGCGUCUUAUGGCAAAACUCAAGGAUUCGAAUUACACCGAAUGGAGGUCUAUUUACCUUCUCAUUGGAGAACUCCGCGAGACCGUCAAUGCGUUAGGAUUCGAGACUCCUCUCCCCUAUGUUGCUGGGGAAUUUGGUGCCAGUUGUUUGACGGUGUUGACAAAUCCAUUGCACAAGAUGUAUGGAAAGGUCAACAAAUACCUCCAAAAGCGGCCGUCCUGGGAAACAGAAAAGAUCCCUUCCUACUGGAUUGAUAGAGUAAUACUGCACGAGCCUGAAAAUGACGACGGUUAUCUCGAAGAAGUGAACUGGCUUUUGGACUUGCUUGUCAACGGCCUUCGCACAGCCCAGGAUCUGGAAAUCUACCGCCGGGCAAACGUCUUUGAGCACAUUUUGUCCCUCUACAACACGUCAACGUUGAAUAAGAGUGUGAAAAGCAAGAUCCUGCACCUCCUUUUCCGGGCCACCCAGGUGGGAGGCGGCACGACACUCAUCACGCGCGCUGCAGUGAUGAGCUGGAUGGAGAGUCGCAUAGCAGCCUCGGACUCUGAGACAACCUUGCUGGCAAACUUGGCUCGUGCUGCCUAUGACACGAGUGAUAAGGCUCGAGUCGACGCCUGGAGUGGGCAUGCCGUAUCGCAGGCUCUCUCUCUCUGUGUCUCCCUCAUGGCGCGCCGCUAUGAGAUUGAGGAGCUUCUGUGGCUACGCAAUUCACCGCUAGUCACAAAACCCGACAAAUUACCUCCAAUCGAGGAAUGGAUGGGACCUAUCCCAGACCCGACAACGCGAAAGCCGUCAAAUCCCAAAGACCAACCCCAGAAUGACAACAACAACCAAAACCGAAGACCGAAUCUAUUUGAAACGCGACAUAUCUCCAGAAACUCAACAGAGGACAUCGUCCUAGGACCCCCGAAAACUGCCUUUUCCUCCGCUACUCGACUCUUUGGGAGGGGUUCUAUUGAUGCGACCGAUCGAACUUCUCGUGUCAACGACCCCGACGAAGCAAAAACCGAUCGCUUCAACUUUAAAGACAAAAUCGCCAAAGACAGAGACGACCUCGAAAGACGGGACAAUAAGUUUGUAAGCUUACAGGGCCGUCGCAACGAACGAGAAGAUUGGAAUGCCAGCCGGCCUCGCCGCACAUUCAACCAAGACGAACAAGAUCCAAAAUUCCGGCGCAAUGGCGACGCUACUCGAUGGGAUGGAAAAGACAAACCAGACGAGUCGGGAUUCAACCGGAAAGACAAGGACGGACGCUUUGUCAAACGAGAGGUCCAACCUAGAGGGAGAAACGAGGGGAGCUGGUUCCGGGAGGAAAUUGCACCCGAUACUGGCGAGCUUGAAGAUGAAAAGCCAUACAUGAAAAACAGGGAAUGGCGACGUGGUGACAGACAGGUCCCUGAUCGUGACUGGAAUAACCGCAACCCUCGAUUUGAGCAGGAUCCCGAGUGGAUGGAUUCGACAGACCGUGACGAACCCAGACAAGCCCACACGCAAGAAGACUUUCAGCGCUGGAAAGAGAAGAUGAAAGCCGGCUCGGCUGCGCCGCAAUCACAAUUCGAAGAAAAAGCAGAAGCUGCGCCUGAACAACAUAGUCCUGAACAGCACAAGGCGGAACCAAGUCAUCUGGAUGGUGAAUUAUUUGCAGCAAAUCAGGCUCAUCUACAGAUGGAUGGUGGUGGUCUGGACAACUUCUUUAAGCUGCUACGCGACUCAAAGGCAUCCCAGCAACAACAAGAUGUUUCGCCAGUUGCCCCCGCGGAUACUUUCAAGAAAGAUUCCAUUUCCGCCAAAGCCUCCAAAUCAUCCAGAUUUGCUGGCCUGUUCAGCCCUCCUCCCGACAGUCCGAACAAGCAGCAGCAGCCUGAGCCCGUGCCGGAGAAACAUCGACCUGAUCGGCCUGUGUCCACCGACGCUGACCAAGAAGGCUUCCAGCGCAUCCUUCAGAUGCUUGGAGGCAACAAAUCCCGCGACGGUACUUCUCAACUUGAUAGUACCCAAUCGCCUCGCCCACCGUCUUAUUCACACCUCGACCAAAACCGUCCAACACCACCGCCGCCGCCGGGCUUGUCGUCUCCGUCGAGGGACUUGUUGAAUCGGCAGCAUGAGUUCAUGACCCCCCAAGAAAGCGUCCCCCCUCGCACUGUGUUGCCUCCUCCUGGAAUGGAGUCCAUGAUUCCCCGGGAUCCUCAGGCCCAGUUCCGUGACCGCGACAAUCUUCUCCGUCUGAUGCAGCAGGUCAAAGUAUCCCCCACCGGGCCAGGCCAACAUGGAAAUUUACCACUGCCAUCUCAUAGUGGCCAUACUCCAGGUAUCUUGAAUGUACCGGAUUUGCUGUCUCGACCACAGGGCAUGCAAAAAGCUCCUAGAAAUCAAGCUUUCCUAGAUGAUCCAGCCAUUGCCAACAUGCAGCGACCUGAUGUCGACUUGCACGAACAACCACGACGACCAGUCAAUGGUCCCCCAAUGGGAUACUUUGAAGAAAUGCCGUUUCCCGGUGUUCCUCAAGGUGGACGAGGCCCCGCAGUGCAAGCUGCUGGUGGGAGAACUCAGGGACACCCCCUGCCGAUGGGUAUCCCACGGCCACCUGGAUUUGAACAAAUGCCACCACCUCCCCCGGGAUGGACUGGCCAAAUGCCACCACCACAACAGGGCUCUGGACUACCCACUCCGAACCGAGGCAUAAAUCCAAAUUUCCUCAACGGGCCAGUGCCCAUGCAUGGCGCAAACAUGCCUCCUGGACCACCGCCACCUCCACCCAACGAGCGCCCACCAUUUAUGCGCGGUAUUAGUGGUGGUAAUCCAGGGUCUGGUAACAACUUCGGUCCUCCUCCCGGUAUGAUGCCUCCCCCGGGAUAUAUGAAUGUGAAUGGACCGCAUCCUCCUCCGCCAGCGGGAUUUCCGCCCAUGCCUCCUCAUAACCCGGAGGCUAUGAUGAAUAUGGGAGCUGGAUCAUCGGGACCACAUCCAUCGGCGCGCCAUCCUCUUCUCGACAUGAUGGCCCAGGUCAAUAGAGGAGGUGAUGGCCGAGGAGGCGCAAUGCUCAGUGGCCCGCCAUUCCGCUAG